CCCCGCCCCCUCAAAUUUCACGUGCGCGUGCGCGCGCCUCGCGUGGACGCCGCGCGGAAAGGUAACGGCCGCGGCGCGAGCCUGCGCCUACCCGGGGGGAGGGGCCCCAACGGCCGCCCCCCAACGGCCGCUCUCCGCCGCGCCUGAGGGGAGAUUUCCACCUGGAGAUCUGUGUUCUUGUGCUGAUUUUCCGAUGAAGUACAUCCUGGUAACUGGUGGUGUCAUCUCAGGCAUUGGCAAAGGGAUCAUCGCAAGCAGCAUUGGCACCAUACUGAAAUCAUGUGGUCUGCGUGUCACGGCAAUCAAAAUUGAUCCUUACAUAAACAUAGAUGCUGGAACAUUUUCACCAUAUGAGCAUGGUGAAGUUUUUGUACUGAACGAUGGUGGAGAAGUUGACUUAGAUUUAGGAAAUUAUGAGAGAUUCUUGGACAUUAAUCUCUAUAAAGAUAACAAUAUCACCACUGGAAAGAUAUAUCAGCAUGUUAUCAAUAAGGAAAGACAUGGUGAUUAUCUGGGAAAGACUGUUCAAGUUGUUCCACACAUCACUGAUGCAGUUCAAGAAUGGGUAAUGAAUCAGGCAAAAGUUCCUGUGGAUGAUGACAGAAAAGAGCCACAAAUCUGUGUAAUUGAGCUGGGAGGAACUAUUGGAGACAUUGAAGGAAUGCCGUUUGUUGAAGCAUUUAGACAGUUUCAGUUCAAAGCAAAAAGAGAGAACUUCUGUAACAUCCACGUUAGUCUAGUACCACAGCCUAAUGCCACCGGUGAACAGAAGACAAAACCAACACAGAACAGUGUUCGAGCACUGAGGGGUCUAGGCUUGUCUCCAGAUUUGAUUGUCUGCAGAAGUGCAAAACCUAUAGAAAUGGCAGUGAAGGAAAAGAUCUCAAUGUUCUGCCAUGUGGAGCCAGAGCAGGUCAUAUUUAUCCAUGAUGUUUCUUCCACUUACCGAGUACCAAUUCUGUUGGAGGAGCAAGGCAUCAUUAAGUACUUUAAACAGAGGUUAAAUUUACCCAUUGAUGACCAGCCAAGUGAUCUGCUAAUGAAAUGGAGGAAAAUGGCUGACAGAUAUGAAAGGUUGCUGAAGGUGUGUUCCAUAGCUCUCGUUGGCAAGUAUACAAAACUAAGUGAUUGCUAUGCAUCUGUUUUCAAGGCUCUGGAACACUCUGCGCUGGCAAUUAAUCACAAACUGGAUUUAAUGUACAUAGAUUCAACAGAACUUGAACGUUCUACAGAAGUGGAGAACUCAGUGAAAUAUCACCAGGCAUGGCACAAGCUAUGCAAAGCAGAUGGCAUUCUUGUCCCAGGAGGGUUUGGAAUUAGAGGAACAGAAGGCAAACUCCAAGCUAUCUCCUGGGCAAGAACAAAGAAAAAACCUUUCCUUGGAGUUUGCCUGGGAAUGCAAUUAGCAGUUGUGGAAUUUGCAAGAAACUGUUUAAAUUGGAAAGAUGCAAAUUCUGUAGAAUUUGACCCAGACACAACAAACCCUGUUGUCAUUGACAUGCCAGAACACAAUCCUGGAGAUAUGGGUGGAACCAUGAGACUGGGGAAGAGGAGGACUGUUUUCAAAACACAAAAUUCUAUUUUAAGAAAACUUUACGGUGAUGAAAUGUUUGUAGAGGAGCGACACAGGCAUCGAUAUGAGGUGAACCCCGAACUGACUCACAGCUUUGAAGAGAAAGGUUUGAAAUUUGUUGGCCAUGAUACAGAAGGGAACAGAAUGGAAAUUAUUGAAUUGGAGAACCACCCAUAUUUUGUGGGAGUUCAGUUCCACCCAGAGUUUUCCUCAAGACCUAUGAAACCUUCACCUCCAUACCUUGGACUGUUACUUGCAGCAACUGGAACACUCAAUGCAUACCUGCAACGUGGUUGUAAACUGUCUCCAAGAAAGAAUGACAGCUACAGUGACCUCAGUGAUGACAGCUCUCCAGAGAAAGAGUUUCCUAAUUCAGAAACAAGAUGAAAUGGUUGUAUGAGAACACAGAAAUGGACAGUGCUAUUGAGAAAGUUGGAAAUGGGGCAAUACUGAAUAGAAGAAAGUGGAAGAGUAAGCUGCUUGUGCUUCUUACUACAAGAAUACAGUAUCUCCUCACAUACCAUUUGCAAUUAUUCUCCUUACAGAAAACAGUUCUUCUGUCCUUUAGCAAAAUCUGUUUGUAUAAAUGCUGUUUCUCUUUAAAGAUGACAUAAAUGGUUGUGCACCUUGACUGUUAAUCAUUAUUGAUCUUGUCCUAUAUUUCAGAAUGAUCUCAGGUGAAUAUGCAUUAUUUCACCAGUUCACAGUUAUUCUUGCUUUGAAGGAAGGCUUGAUUGUUUUCAUUUCACCUUAGAACAGUAAGAUGAAAUACAUUUGUCUUUGUCAAUGAGGAGGGAAUACAUGAAAAAUUUAAGGGGCAGUUGUCCAUGAGCAGUAGAGAAAGGUUUUGGGUUUGUUUCCCUGUUAAGCUUGUUGUAUGUAUGUGUAUAUAUAUUUUUCUUUCCUUUUUUUUUUUUUUUUUUUGCUGUUCAAUAUGUACAAAUGAGAAAUUGUUUUUGUAUUUCAGCUGUUUGUGAUUAUAAUAAUUGAUGUUGGAUAUGCAUGUCUUUUCUCUUGGCUUUUAUAUGUGAUUCCAUUUGACAAAAAUUCAAGUUUGUUUGCUCUGUUUCCCCUGAAAGUCUGAUAAUAUUGAACCUACCAAGUUACAGAAGUGAUAUUAGAAGGCGUUUUUGUAUUCAUAUUUUGUAAGAGAGAAAGUAAAUGCACUCAUAUUUUAAAAUGCAAGCUGUAUGCUUGCACAAAAGUUGUAGAAGAACCAGUCAUAAACGUGGAGCAUAAUCUGGGUCCAGUUGUAUAACACUCAUUUAAUUUCAACAAUUGAGUAUAACACUGAAUUAAAGUUCAACCUUGUUUUCCCUCAUCCAGUGACCUCACCAUGGUGAUGGGACUCACUUGCAGUAGGACAAAACAGUGUAUUUAAAUUUAGAAAUCACAAGUUACUUCAUUGUGUGACACGUGCAGGCUGCUCUUGCAAAGCCAGGACAAUAGCCUGAAUCACUGAGACAGAAAGGGAAGGUGAGAGGUGCUGUACUGUCUGUAAGGCUGGAUCCCAUUAGCACAGUGGCAUCAGAGGAGAUGGACCUAAGCUAUGUAACUGAUAGGUCCCAAAUGCUUGAGGCACCCCUUCCUAUAAAGCAUUUUAAUUGUUAGUUUUGUUUCGCUAUGAUUUUGGGCAAAGUGGCUUUUUUUAGUAGAUCAAAAGGUAAAUAUCUGUACAAAAACAAAAAGCACCAUGUCUCUUUUACAAUUUUGUAAAACAGUAAGUUUGAGAGCUUUGUAUUGCUUUAUGAAAUCUCAGGUUACUCAAACAAUAUCUGUCUUCACUAAAGAAGCUUUAAUGGUAAUGAAAUAAAAAAUGUUCCUAUGGAAGUGGUUGUUUUAAAGUGUUUUACGAAUACGUGCCUUACAAAUAGCAGGUAUUGUCAGAACUGGUAUCACUGUAUGUCUUUCCCAAUGAGAGAGACUGGCUACUGGUUUGUGAAAAGCAAAUAAUUUCCUAACUCCAUCUGUAAUGUUCAAAUGUAUUUUCAAAUAUAUUUAAUGGUAUUA
Messenger RNA from Anas platyrhynchos (mallard), 3583 nucleotides. NCBI's taxonomy places the organism in Eukaryota, Metazoa, Chordata, Aves, Anseriformes, Anatidae. The record is from RefSeq and is a predicted model, not a curated record.